This is a messenger RNA of Penaeus indicus, 7831 nucleotides long. RefSeq lists its product as uncharacterized. The record is from RefSeq and is a predicted model, not a curated record. NCBI's taxonomy places the organism in Eukaryota, Metazoa, Arthropoda, Malacostraca, Decapoda, Penaeidae. The coding region runs from base 339 to 3371 and encodes 1010 amino acids. The transcript is spliced from 6 exons.
GGCAGUUGCCAAGUGCAUGAGUGAAAUGAAUCUUAUACUUCUACUUAUUUGUUCUACUUGUGUAUGGCCACUCCUCAGUGUGUUCCAUGAAAAAGGCGCAUAUCCGCAAGAAUCUUGAAAACAGUAAUUUAUAAUAAUGAUAAUAAUAAUUAUGGAUUAUCUUUUCGUACAUGAAAAAGUGAGUUGUUUGUUGUGAUAAGAGGCACAUUCACAGUUGCAGUGGGUUGAGUGAAAGAUAAGAAAACAACGUAAUGUGAGGAAUAUCAACGAAAAGAGAACUACAGAAUAAAGGGAAGUGACUGACGUUAACAGCGCAUGAGUAAGUUUGGCAUGAUUCAAUGGCGAUUUCAAGUUACACUGCAGGUUCAUGCUCCGUAGCAAGACAUGGUCUUCCCACAGAGCGGGUUCUGGAAAAUGAAGAGACCCGUAUUCACCACCGUUUAUUUCAAAUUGCUUUGGUGCCAUCCCAGAAACCUCUUAAGUAUAUUGUGACACAAAUGGUAAGAGGGAAAAAUCCAAAUGAAAAUCUCAUUGACUACUUUGGCAAAAUUAAUCCUAAAAAUGUAAAAUUUUGUAAGACUCAAAAGGAAACUAUUUUAUCUGACCCUUCAUGUCAUUCUUAUGACAUCACCCUCUGUUUCAAAAUAAUACAAGAAUACUGUGACAAAGUAAAAGUAAAAAAUGAUCUAGUUUGGACAACUCCAGGUGACACUUUGGAGUAUUAUAUUACAGAAAUUAAGAAUAAGAGAAAUGACUUUAUUCACAAAGUUUACAGAGGUGACAUGGCAAAGUUCGAGCAGAUCGUUCGUGAAAUGAAAUGUCUCCUCAGAAAGACAUGGGAAAAAAUUGCUCAAACAUUUGCAACUGACACUUCAAUGGAUAUCCUGGCAAUGGAAGCAGAUAUCAAAAAGAUUAAAGAGGCGCCUUUUGAAGACAUUCGGGUUUACUUCAGUGAACUGCAAGCCACAAUGAUCACUCAUGGUGUUGCAAGCAUGAAAGAGAAUUAUGUGAAUAAUCUUUCUUAUGUUCCAGAUGUACAUUUGCUUAAUAAAAACUUAGGGGCUCGUAGUCAGAUCAAGGUCCUGAAAGUUUUCACAGAAAUGCAGAUAGUAUAUGAAGAGGAAAGGAAGAAUAUAACCAUGGAUGAAUGGUUCAUCGAACUAGAGAAAAUACAUGACAAGCAAAGUAAACAGAGUCGAUUCCUGCUCGUGGAAGGAGUAGCUGGUGUUGGGAAAACAACUCUCAUUAGGAAACUAGUUCUUGACUGGGCCUCUGGGAGCAGCACGAUUAUCGAUCUGGGCGAUUUUGAACUACUAAUAUAUAUGCAGUUUAGAGAGAAGCAUAUUAAUUCCAUGUCCCUCCUGUGUAGUUCUGUUCUUCCAUUCAUGCGGGGAAAGGUGGACCCCGAAUAUCUAAUGAUGUUAACUGAAGGUAGUAAUAUCAUAUUCGUAUGUGAUGGUCUUGAUGAAAACAACCCUCAGUCAAUCCAAUUGUUUAAAGAGAUUCUUGAUUAUGGAACAAAAAUUCCACUGACUGUAGUGUGUACCACACGCCCAAACGAAAUUGAGAAUCUGCUGCUCAUGUUACCUGCUGAGUUUUCUUACCUACGCCUUCAGGUAUUAGGAAUUCAUGAAACAAAUAGGCCCGCUUUCAUAAAAAGGUAUUUGGAAGCCCAAAAGCCAGAUAUAGAUCCUCAAUCUUUGCUUGAUUACCUGAACAGAAUAUCAACUCGUAUGCAGGAACAUUUAAGAUUUCCUUUUAAUCUUAUGUGCCUUGUAAUGCUUUGGAUCUUUAAUCCAGAAAUGAUCAACAGCUUGACGACCGCAACAGAGUUGUUCAUGGUAACACAUAUUGAAACAGAAAAAAAAAUAAAGACCAGGCAACUUGAAAAGGGUGCAGAGUUGAGUGAAAUAUCCGAAAACAUAGAUGGCAUUAUGAAUACACUAUAUGACAUAGCUCUCAUUCAUCAUGGAUCAGGUGACAUUAUUCUGACAGAGGAUUCACUGCAGUCACUAAAGAACGAGUGUUCUUGGCUAAAACUCGCUUGGGGGGAAAUAAGUAGUACAUUUUUUACUCAACAUAUUUCCUGGUUAGAUAAUACAGAAUCUUCAUACAGCUUUCCACACAAUGGCCUGCAGGAUUUUUAUGGUGCUAUGAGCAUCCUGAAGAAGGUCGAGGAUCAUAUACCUGACAAGAAGAAGACAAUAACAGAUGUAAGGAGGGCUCUUAUACGUAAUCACUGUUCCCUAGAUCAUAUCCGCUUUAUUCUUGGUAAAGUGGGUGAGGUACUGGACUCCCCUAUACCAACCAGAAGUCUUAGGAGUGUCUUUCAAGAAAUAGCAAGAGAGGCUUCGCCAGAUAUUAGAACUGAUCACCUCAUAAGAAGAUCACAGAAUAUUCUCACACAUCUCACUGGUAUUCUCUACUACAGAGGUAAGGCAUUCACUGAGGAGAGGGCUCAAGAGUUAUUUCUGCUGCUUGAAGAGUCAGGGAUUCAAGAUACGGAGCAAUGGCUGGAUCUCUUGGAGCUGACCAAAUGUGAUGAAACACUAUGUAGACUGAUAGCUCAGCGAUUUCCUAUUGGAAAAAGUAUAAAGGUCACAGAUUCCCGGACAGUAGCGUAUACAUCAUUGCUACCUCACAUCAACAAGAAUAAAGUGAAUAUAUAUAUACACAUUGAAUGUGAACCUAAGCAAGUUCUACAUCUAGAGAAACUUCUACAUUGUGUCCAAGAGAAGCAAUGGAUGUUAAGAUUGGUUCUCCAUCAUGAGUUCAGGCAGCCGAAGCCUAGAGGAAGCAGCCUGGACGGGGCUCUGAAACAACUACGAUGUUCAAUGUUCAGGUUUCAAGGACAAAUGAGCCCGACGUUGUUGGAGACACUGCCCAGUGAACUACAAGACCUCCGCUUAUCAGUGGCUAACAGUGAUCAGUAUUUGGCUCUUUCCCUGUAUAUGUCAGCAGUGAAGAGUCGGCUUCCACAUUUGGCCAAUUUUAGAUUACAUAUUCCUGCACAUGUAGUGGACACGGAGUUACUUCAGCCACUACCGGAGGGUCUGAAGUUGGAGUUGAUAAUUAGCAAGGUUGACAGCGACACGAUAGAAUGGGCGUGUCGAGCUGCUUCUGCGCUUCAACCAAAGGAGAGCCAAUAUUGUUUUCUGUCCCUACUUGGUGUUGGCAAUAGCACACUGGUGUGCCACCGCCUGCUGGAGGCCCUCGUUCGCGACGGCGUGCAGAUGGCCAAGGAUGCGCUCCUUGUGGUUUCCCCAAAAUUGGCCACGCAAGACGCGAGUCAAAUGAGGAAGAGCUUCAUGGCUCGGCUCGGCUGUCGGUUCCGAUCCUGGAGAGAGGACACCAUCUGGACCUACUCCUAGCGCCGCCCCAGUUUACCCUCUGAGGUCGUGCUUCUUUUCUAACUGACACAUUCUUUCUGAGAAAAGAGGAAAACUUUCAUAUUUUCACACCAGAGAAAACUGAACUUUAAAGUGAGAUAUAAUAAAAGAUCCUUUGUCAAAUUAUGAGAAUUAAAGAGGUUCUCGAGUGGAAUCUUUAAAGUUUUCUGUGUAUUGAUCAGCCAUUUACAAACUAGUUUGUCUGGGACCUAAAGAGGACAGACCUUGGUAUAGAGAUAAAUAUGUACGGGUUUUGGGUUCUUUAUAAAUCAUUAGUGCACAUGGUACAGCAUUUGUCUUGUAUGACAUUUUAUUGAUACCACAAUAUAUCUUAAGUGUUUUCUUAACCCAAUGCCGACGGGCAUGACGUGUACGUGUAUGACAUGCCCACUGUGGUUUACUUGUUUAUUUAUUUAUUUAUUUUUUUUACAUAUAGAUGGCUACACCUGUACUAAGCCACCAAUGAGGCAAUUACGAGUACUGCCUGUCUCGCCCUUUACCCUUUUCUUUGAUUUACGAAAAUAUUUUACGUUAUCUCAUUUUACUGUUACUAAUAUUUAUAGCAUUAUAGUAAUUACAAUGGCCAUAAUAAAAACAAUACCAUGGAUAUUCAUAGCACUAGUAAAAUUUAAAUUUUUCCCGCCAAUUCAAGAAAAGGUGAAAUCAGGUAAGAUCUCAAGGUCUAUGUAAAUACCAGGAUCUUUUAGUUUCAUACAGGAUUUGCUAAUUUUGAGGAAACAAGUAAACAUUCAGAAUAUCGAAAAAAUAAUGUUUAUUCACAAUAAAUAUAGAGAUACAUGAAAAGUUCUAUAACCACCAAAUGUUCGCAAUUUUCAAAUCAGUUAUGCAUUAUCAAAUAAAAAUAAAACACUAUGUUCCUUUCCACUCAUGACCACUAAUUUCUGGUUCGAGUCGUAAUCUUGAAGCGGCCACGUGGAUUUGGAUGGUCAGUUUUCGUACAAGAUAUAAAAAAGCCUCCGUGCCUGGCCCUUGGCACGAGUAGGUUCUGCAGCAUGUCUGGCAAAAGUAUAAUAUUGUUCAUAUACAUUGCAAUAUCAAAAACAGAUUCCUCACAAAAAGAAAAGAAAACAAAAUUCCCAAAACUAGGAUAGGGAGAGAAUCUCACCUUACUGGUCGAGUAGAGUGAGGACCCCCAGUACCCACUACCCUACAACCAGGCUCAGGAUCGAACCUGGAUUCGAAUCUGGAUUCGACCACCGAAUCCGUAUCGAACCGCCACGUAUGCAAGCGAACAUAGUUUAAUAAUAGAUAAAAUAAUAACCGUAUCUCUUCACACGGCUCCCUCAACAAGUAUCUAUCCAACAGAUUGAUACAAACAAAAUAUAAUUCUUUAUAUGUUUUCCGUGAGAAACUAACGACGAUAGCUUUCAACAUGCGUUAAUAACAGACUACUAUAAUACUUAUUUACAAGAUAACCCAUAACUCUUUUUUCAAGAUACAAUUAUACACUAGUCAAGUAUUUCCUUUUCAUUGUCACAUUUAGACAAUACAUUUAAUAUACAGUAUGGCUUACCUAAACUUACAUAUUUAACUUUUAUUACCAAGUGAAGCACGCCCCAGUAUUUACGUACUAAAUACUACAGUCCAAGAGAUAUAAUGAUAAUUUCGAAAUUGGCGUUUCUCCCAACAGAUGCCUUUCAAAAGGUCGAGUUAAUUUCCGGAACGACUUAGAAGAUCCGCUCCAAGAUUAUCACGUCCUGCAACGUGAACCAACCGUAAACGAUAUGGUUGCAAACUUAAAGACCACCGUAAAAGUCUAUUGUUGGACACCUUGAAUUUAUCAAUAUAAAUUAAUGGCUUCUGGACUACUUCUAAGAUAAUUUCUUGACCCAUUAAAUCGGUUUAUACCGAAUAUUAAAGCCAAGCCUUCUUUCUCGAUGGUUGAAUACCUCCUCUCUCUGUCUAAUAGUUUUCGACUAGCGUAUGCUACAGGGAAUGGACGACCAUCUAUGUACUGUAGAAGAACGGCUCCAGGCCCAACAUCCGAUGAAUCUGUUCGUAAGACAAAAGGAAGCGAAGUAUUAGGUAUCUUUAAUAUGGGUUUGGAAGCUAAUGCCUUUUAUGCCGUUAAUUGACUCGUUUGUGGCUAAGCACUAGCAGAGCCAUCUAUGUGCAGAGACAUUUCAUAAAAAUUAUAAAAAAUGAGCUCAGCAUAUAUAUAUAUAAUGUCGUAGACACACGAAGGCGUUAUCACGUAAACAGCGCGAGGGCAAAGCGGAUGCUACAGCCGGGACGAGACAUCAAAAAUAGAAUAUUCGAGCGGACUCCAGACAAAAAAUAUGGUCAAGUCGACAAAACACAGAUGCAAAAAACAGAAACGCUCUAUGACUCAAAGUGGCGAGAUCAUUAUGUGAUAGAGGGUGACACCACCAACAGAAGCAAAAAAGAAAUCACGAGUGCGAAACAACAAGCAGUUUUAAUUGAUCGCAAUAAAGAUCAUAGUGAAUCAGUUUGGGAACAAGAAAUGAACUCGGGUGGCAGGUAGACAAAGUUUAAAGUGAUGAAUACAGUGUUGAAAAUUUGCUGAGACACAGGAAAGUCCUGAAACUAGUAUAUUUGAAAUCAGUGAAAAGAAAUUAUAUUAUAUUCAUGAUAACUGUUAAGGGUGUGGCCGGAAGGGCUUCCAUAUCGGGAAUAAAUAACGGUUAGUGACAGACAAACGGCGGAGCAGAUUUCGGAGCAGCAUCCAGUAGCCAUGUCACGUUUGUGGCACAUCUUGGUAAGCCCGGUUGAAGUAAUUUAGUGCCUUAUCUUGUGGGAACAUAGUGGACGGGAAUGUGCUAUGGAUAAUGUGGAUUAAGUAUAAUCAGGGAUUAUUUCUUGAUUUGUAUGUUGGCUAUAUAAUGGAUCAAUAAUUGUAUUUGAUUAAGUUAAUUUUGGAAGUAAGAAUUAUAUAAUGGAAUAAUUAUUGAUUUGAUUUCAAGAAUGAUAUACUUGAAUACAUAUAGAUUUGAAUUUUAAGUGUAAGGAUUUAUUGAGUUGAUUUAGAAGUAAGGCAUUAAUGAAUUACUUGUGUGAAUUAACAGUGAUGAAGAUUAUUAAUUUGGAGCGUAAUAAUAAUUUUGUGUUUGCAUAAUGUAUGUAUCAGUUAAGUACUUUCUAGGAUAAUUUUUUUGCUUGAUUACCGCUUAAUGAGAUUGAUUUAGUAUUAAGAUUGCCUGAUUAAGUAUAAUAUAUUUUCUGUCCAUUUUUGAAAUGUACUCAUUUAUUUUUUAUUGGAGAUAAUCUUAAGUUUAAGUUAGAAAUUGUGUAAGAACAUUAACUUAGUAUUUUAAAUUGCUUGGUAUAAGAAGUUCAUCUUGCUUAAAUGUAAUUUUCACUAAUUUUUGUAAUUCUAUUUGUUUACUAAUAAUUUGAUGAUUUCAAUCAUUGCAUGUGAAGAGAGGAAUUCUUUUACUUAUUGCUUAUAUCCAAUUUAAGCAUUGACAUUAUUUGCUCUAAUUUCAUAAUUAAUAACAGCUUGCUUAAAUUGACAUUAUGUAGUUGUUUGCAUGUUAACAUUUAGAGUAAAAUGGCAAGCUAAUUGUUAAAACUAAAAGAUGGAUAUUUAGUGUGGUAUAGUUAUUGUAUUGGAUUAUAAUGAACUUAGAUGUUGAAUUAUUGGCAUAUCAAUAUAUGUGAUUGGCUUUACAUUUUGGCUAUAUAAUAUUCUUUCAGUUAAUAAAUAAUGUAAAUUCUCUAAACAUUUGUGAACUUUCCCUCACACUUGUAUUAACUAAUCGAUACACGUUUGAAGAGUUAAAUCUGUGAGAAAAAUAUGACUAGUAUGAACUGCAAAGAUUAUAUCAGACACUGAGGAGAUAAUAUAAAAUAGUUGAUGCAAAAGAGGCAACAACAAUAAUAUAUGUACAUAUAUACAUACAUACAUAUAUAUUUAUAUAUAUAUAUUAUAUAUAUAUAUAUAUAUAUAUAUAUAUAUAUAUAUAUAUAUAUAUUAUAUAUAUAUAUAUGCAUUCAUAUAUAUAAAAUGUAUAUUGUCAUGUUUAGAAUUAACAUAGUCUAAACAAAUGUUUACAUGUGAAACAUCAUUGAACAAUAGGAAUAUGUCAUCAACAUAUCUUUUAUACAAUAGUGGUUUAAAAUGAGAUGGGCAGUCUGCUAUCCAUUUACCCCCCCCCCCACACACACACACGCACCCACAACGGACAUCGAGGAAUUCAAAUUUCCGUAAACUGUCGUCACGCCAACAUGACAGUCACAUACUCCACAUUCCAUCUUAUUUUGUUUGUGUUUAGUAUUUUCCCAAUAGUUUUAGUUAUAUAAUUUUGUGUUACCAUUGUAUCUUGCUUCUUAUUUUCGCUAUAGAUAUAUUUUAAUUAUUAAUGUACAUAGUUUUUUCAAAUGUAAUUCUCUCAUAUAUACAGAUUCUGAUGAUGGACACAGUUGUUGAUCUCCGAAAGCUUAAUAAAUGAAAAUGCACA